Molecule: messenger RNA, 1644 nt
Organism: Funneliformis mosseae
Lineage: Eukaryota; Fungi; Glomeromycota; Glomeromycetes; Glomerales; Glomeraceae
Source: the annotation of a GenBank genome assembly
AUGAAUUCUUUAUUGACCGUUAAAAGCAACGCUGAAGAACCUGAUACCUCUGAUGGAAAAGUCAGCAUGCCUGAUGCCUCUAACGGGAACGUCAAUAAACCUGACACCUUUAACGGAAACGUCACAGUACCCGAUACUUUUAAAGUAGUACGUGAUAAUGAAAAUGUAAUUGUUCAUUUAGUGGACAAAGUUCUUGUAAAAUACUUGCGAAAUUUAUUGCCUGGAGAAAGUUUAUAUGAUGUCAAUCCCAAGAUUUCAUCACAUGAGUUGUUUCUUGCUUUUCCUGAUCUUAAAAAGGCUCCAUUGGUUGAUUGGAUUGAAAAGGAGUAUCAAUCUAAAGUUUCUCAAAUAAAACAAAUGACCGACAGAAAUGUUAUCACAUAUAAAAGUCUAUUUUAUCUAUUUCCAAAAGGUCAACAUGUACGCGCAGUAUGGAACGAACAUACAGUAGGCGCGAAAGUAAUCAAAGCAUCGUAUCAUAGUAAUUAUCAUCAUGAAUAUAUGAUUGUUCAAUGCGAAGUAAUCGAUUCAGAUGGGGUCUCUUUUAUUCGUGGAACAAAAUCAUUCUUUGUUGAAUCUUGGGAAGGUGUAUGUAAAAUCGAAGAACUUUCCGUUGUUCCAUUAUCAAAAGAGAAUCCGAUUCGCGACGAGCUAGUAACACGGGGAAGAAAAUUCGUGAAAUACGCAAUCGGCCGCGUUAUGAUUGAUACCGUCUCAUUCACCAAAACUAAUCCAAGUUACAAUAUGGAUACCGCGAGGAGAGUUGUUAAUAAUGUCCAUAAUAAUAAAUAUAAUGUAAAAACUGUCUGUGAGGAAGAUCUUUUCAUGUGCGCACCUUCAUGUUAUGGAUUUAGUUUUGUGGCGAAAAAAUGGGGUCAAAUAUACGUUGAACAUAUAGAAGAUGUAAAAUUUGAUGAUGAUGUAUUCAAUCAACUUGUCAUGGAUCCAAUCAAAAAAGAACUGAUUCUCAGUCUUGUUACGUCAAAAUAUAAAGGAGUGGAUCUUAUCAGCGGUAAAGGUGGUGGUUGCAUCUUUUUAUUACAUGGACCUCCUGGAGUUGGGAAAACAUUAACCGCAGAAGCAAUUUCCGAGUUUCUUCAUCGACCAUUAUAUUCUGUUAGUGUUGGAGAAUUAGGGACAAAAGUUGUUGAUUUAGAAUCUAAAUUGAGCGAAAUUCUUGAUGUGGCAAGUGUUUGGAAUGCCGUCAUAUUAAUCGAUGAAGCCGAUAUAUUCCUUGAACGUCGAAGUGAAGAUGACAUCAAACGCAAUGCUCUAGUUAGUAUAUUCUUAAGGUUACUCGAAUACCAUCAAGGAAUUUUGUUCUUGACAACAAAUCGAGUAAAUUGCUUUGAUACCGCUUUCACAUCUCGUAUUUCGGUUGCCUUGAAAUAUAAUGAACUGGAUGCUGAUGCACGUGAACAAUUAUGGCGUACAUUUUUGGAUCGCGUUGAAGGAAAAGGCAAAACCCAGGUGAAUAUUAAUUAUUUGAAAGAGAGGCCUUUAAAUGGAAGAGAAAUUAAGACGGCUGUAAGAUUAGCAAAGGCAUUAACUACGAAAGAUAAUCCUGAUGCAUUAAUCACUACACAACAAUUGGAAGCAAUUCUCGAUAUUUCAAAAUCUUUCACUGAGGAGAUCUUUAAUUAG